AUGGAGCGGGAGGACCUGCUCCAGAAUACCGACGAAUGGCUCAUGAGCCGGUUCCGGCUACCGCGGGCCAUCCUCCUGGAGCUGUGCGAGGAGCUCCGGCCGGCGCUGGAGCGAUCAACGGCCAGAAGCCGAGCGGUGCCCGUGCCAACGCUGGUGCUGGGCACACUCGGCUACUUGGCCACAGGAUCCUUCCAGCGGGAGAUGGCGGACCGUGCUGGGGUGAGCCAGUCCACCAUCAGCCGGGCCAUGCCUACGGUGGUGGACCAGCUGAUCCGCCUCUCUAACAGGUAUAUUAAAUUCCCCUACGGUGCGGUUGAACAGGCCAAUAUUAAAACGCAAUUUGCAGCAAUAGCCGGAUUCCCAAACGUAAUCGGAGCUAUUGACUGCACUCAUGUUGCCAUAAAAGCGCCGUCCCUUGACGAGUACGCUUACGUCAACCGAAAAGGCGUUCACUCCAUCAAUGUGCAGAUCAUCUGUGAUGCACAGAUGAAUCUGCUCAACAUUGUUGCGAGGUGGCCCGGUUCAACGCACGACUCGCACAUCAUGUACAACAGCACUGUUGGGGAGAGGCUCCAGGCAGGUGCAGUUACAGACGGGUGGCUGCUGGGUGAGUAAAUAUGUAAUGAUAUAAUGUUAUUCAAAAACUUGACGUGCAUCAGUGACUUGAACUAAAUGUGUGCAACGCUGAUAUAUUGUUCUCUGCGUUUGAUUGCGAGUACUCGAUGGAUGUUCUGGGUUAUUGAUUGCUUAUUGCUUGCUAUUAUUACAACGCAUCAAGCCCAAGACUUAACACACUGUGCUUUUUCUGAAGGUGACAGUGGCUACCCCCUCAGGACCUGGCUGAUGACCCCUCUCCACAACCCCCACACUGACCGAGAGCGGAGGUACAACCAUCUCCACUCUCGCUCUCGGUCAGUGGUGGAGAGGGCCAUCGGCCAGUUAAAGGGUCGGUGGCGCUGUCUGGACCGGAGUGGCGGCAUGCUUCUGUAUCGUCCGGAGAAGGUGUGCCGCAUUGUGAUGGCGUGUGGCGUCCUUCACAAUGUGGCACAACUGCACCACAUCCCCAUGGCUGAGCAGCACGUCGCCCCAAAUGAUGAUCCAGCAGCAGACGGAGGGAUGCGAGCUGAUCCCUGCCGGGCCGCCGUCCUCGCGCGGGAGAAUCUCAUCGCCACAAUGUGAAUGGGUAAGAAGUGAAUACACAGUUUAAUGAGCCAAAUUAUUUUAUUUUGUCCACCAGACGCUCGAGGACAUUGACGAGGCGGUCCAGCCGCUCAUUGAUCCCCGCGAUCCCCCUAAUUAUUUGUUCCUGUGAUUGCAGGACCGCCUCCGUGAGGACCCUUCCACUGUGUCCGGGUGGUCCAGCGGAAGCGCCGCGCCUGGUGGACGCUCCAUUGCUUGUCGGCGCGCUGGUGCUGGGGCCGGGGGCGGCCCGAAUGCCGCUGGUCCUGGCCGACGACUCCGAGCCGGCGGACGGGCUGCCGCGGGCCGGGGUUCCACAAGCCGGCGACUCGGCCGACACAUUGAUUUCUGUGACACAAUAAAAAUAUUUGUUCAUUUCAAUUCCUGCUUCUGUGUAUCUGUUGCGUUUACAUCUAUGGCAAAGCAUGUGGACAUUUGUGUGACACGCUACUUACCCUCCAGCAGGCUGUCUGAGUCGCCGCGGGUAGCGGCGACAAUCCCCCCCACAGAGGCACCCCCCAUAAUCGCCACCACCCGCUGCUCAAACGGCGUGAGGGUCUCCUCCCCCGGACCCCCACCUGUCUGGCCGGUACUCCUCCGGAGGGCAGCUGUACGCCGCUUGACCUCCACCUUGAGGUCCGACCACUUUUUUUAAUCUCCGCGGGGCUGCGUGUCUCUGAACCCACCGCGUUCACCCUCUGACAAACUUUCUCCCACUCCAAGCGUUUUCGUUUUGCACUGACGCCACUGGACAGGCUGCCAAACAAAACACGCUGUCGCUCCUCCACCUCCGCCACCAGCACCUCCACCUCGCACGCCGUAAAUUUAGGUUUUCUUGUCAUUUUGUCUGCGUGCGAGGACAGGGAGACCCUAUUUAAAUAAAUCUGCAUAUUUAUAGGAGGGCGUAAGGGGGGCUGGCCCAGUCACUCCGACAUCUGCGCUCAUUUCCACGCUGAUUGGGAUGUAUCAAGGAAACACGCGUGGAUUUCGGCGCCCGCACACAUUGAUACAUACGGAUUUUUUUCAGCGUUACAGACCUUGCGUGCGCUUGUUUCUGGUAUGAGUUCCACGCAAGUGUUGAUACAUGAGGCCCCUGAUGUUCAAAGAGUGUAUUCCCUGACCGGGAAUCGAACCCGGGCCGCGGCGGGGAAAACGCCGAAUCCUAACCACUAGACCACCAGGGAGUUGGUCAUGUUUUUUCUAGAGCAUCUGUGAAUUUGAUGUAUCUUUGUUUGCAGUGGAAUGAGGUUGCGUUCGAAGCUUUCGCUCUUAAGGCCUCAGGUUGGAUAUGA
This is a messenger RNA of Xyrichtys novacula (pearly razorfish), 2471 nucleotides long. Lineage: Eukaryota; Metazoa; Chordata; Actinopteri; Labriformes; Labridae. The record is from the annotation of a GenBank genome assembly.